Messenger RNA from Anisakis simplex (herring worm), 2208 nucleotides. NCBI's taxonomy places the organism in Eukaryota, Metazoa, Nematoda, Chromadorea, Rhabditida, Anisakidae. The record is from the annotation of a GenBank genome assembly.
AUGAUAACAAUUGUUGUUCGUUCGGGAUCAGCUGAGAUCACUCGUUCAUGCAAUCGUGUUAUGUUGUUGAUUGUCAAAAUUGAAACGAAUACAUGCAUUCAGGCGUCAGCUAUGAAAACGCAGAAACUGGAACCAUUCAACGAGGUGCUCCAGCGUCAAGUACCUCGCGAACUCGGUAAGCCAAUUCCAAUGAAAGCUUACAACAUUGCGCAUCCGAAGAACUGUGGUGAUCCGUGGAUUGGAGCGUAUUCAAAGCAUGGCUUCUGGUACAAAUUCGUUGCUGGUAAUUUGAACGACUAUGAAAAGAUCGUGGCCAUUUCGUUCGAAGCAGAUGGCUACUGCAUGAAUUAUGAAUCGUUUGAGAGUUGGAAGAGUGCAUUUGGAGAGGAUUCGUUCACGUUUAUUGUGGCAAAGAAUUUAAAGGAAGAUGUAAUUGGCUCGAUUGGAUUCGCAAUUUAUGAAGGAACGGUAGUGAUCGGUAUUUAUUAUGUGGUCGAAGAUUAUCGUCAUUCUGGCAUUGGCAAUCAGUUAUUCAAAGAAGCUCUUAAACGAUGCAGCAGUCACAAGAAUAUUUUAUUUCACUCUUAUAAACCAUCUGGCAUUGAAUCACUGAAGGAUUCCGAUAUCAGCGUGAAACAACUGGACCAGUUGACAUCGACUGAGCAAUCGGAUUUGUUGAUGUACGAUAGGGGGAUCUGUAGCGAAAAUCGAUCUCAGUGGUUUCGCAAUUGGCUGCAGCAUAUUGAUUCCAACACAAUUUUGGCUUUCGAUGGACAAGGUAAAAUCACAGGAUUCGGGAAUCUGAGAGAGUUGUCGGGUGGUUUUGUGCGAAGACUUCUUGUUGGACCACUCUAUGCGGACAAUGCAAAAAUAGCUGCUGCAAUUCUGUUCCAUCUUCUUGCGAAAUUCUAUCACCCCGAGAACGAUAGCGAUUGGGACCCGGAUGUUUUUGCGGUCUAUAGACGCAGUGUGCACUUCAUAAUGCCGGAGUGUAAAACUGACAUGUUAGGCAUCAUGCAGAAGUUGAGCGGUGAUAAGGGCAGCAUCAGAAAGCAGCGAUUACGUUAUAAGGUGCUUGAUUGCGUUAUUGAUAGGAUGGAUUAUAAUCCGUAUGCACAUUUGCUGAAUUGUUCAAGUAUUGUCAGUGGACAUUUGGACAGUAAACUGUUUGGCGAAGAGUCAUGCGACCCGAAUGAUGCUUAUUAUUUACCGAUUCGAUACGACUACGAAAUCAUCAGAUGUGAUGAUAUUUCGAGACGAAUAUCUGCAAGAAAUCAUUUCGAGCGAUGCGUUAAGAAGAUCCUUCCAAGGCAGGAUUUAGUUGAAGAUAAUCACGAUCCGUACGAGAUGUUUUUCAAUCAAGCAAUCAGCAACACAACAACUAUCAAAAAAGUUGUCGAAAUCACUCAAGCAAAAGCAAUGUAUCCCCAACGCUUGUUCAAGGUAGCAGCAAAUUCAAGUAUGGAUUUUCAGUACAUUGUAAAGAAAGUGAUCGUUGAGCGCAAAGUUUGCCCGGAAACAACAAUUGCAGCCGACCCUUGGGAUGUCUUCUUUCAUGCUCUUUAUAAGCCGGAAAAGCCGCAUCGUUACGACGAUCGUUCACUGAUUGAUAUUGAAAAUGUUGUUGACAACGUGAGGCUGCAGAUUGAUUGCAAAGCGUUCGCCGAAUACAAUUACAAUAACGCCGCACAACUUUGCGAUGUUUCUCCAUUGGACGACAACAAUAUUCGACAACAAAUUUCAACAGGCGACAACCAAAAAAUGAGGGUUCCAUCCGAAAAUGUUGAUUAUAAGGAAAAAAUGAGGCUCAGACAAGGGACGGACAAAGAAACGCGAUCCGUUAAAAUAAUGCAAAUUGAUGAUGACAGUGGUGCAUUCUCAAAAACUAAACUCGUUCCUCGAUACCAAAAGAAAAGAGUGAUGUUAAGAGUGGAUCGGAAAGGGACACGUUUUCUACAUUAUCAGACAUCCGGUGAUGAAUCGUGUAAAGAAUGCGAAUUAGUGCGUGAUCAGUUUCGCGGUGAAAUACGACGGUCAAGAGGUGAUAAGAAAUUGAUGAGCGCUGACUCAGAAGAGGUUGCGGCCGCACUGAAUGCACUCCAGAAUGACAGUGCACUCCCGAAACAAUUCUAUUUACCGCAUAUAUCAACCAAUCAAAGUGUACAAACUGUUCAACAAAUUGAAAAAUUCCUCAUGAAACUUGGCUGA